Molecule: messenger RNA, 2574 nt
Organism: Megalobrama amblycephala (Wuchang bream)
Lineage: Eukaryota; Metazoa; Chordata; Actinopteri; Cypriniformes; Xenocyprididae
Gene: tp53i13
Product: tumor protein p53 inducible protein 13
Exons: 9
Coding region: 642-2105 (487 amino acids)
Cellular component (GO): cytoplasm
Source: RefSeq, a predicted model, not a curated record
AAUAAAAAGCAUAUCUUCCAACAUUUCUUGCAACAUUACUGAUAAAUAAUAGACUUUCAAGUUCCUAGUUGGCAGAUGACGUCGAGGAGUCCGAAAGGUCGAAAACGAAUUUUGAACCAUGUGAGCCACCGUAGUCAAAAUAUGUGUGUAUCCCUGAAGACUUAUGAUCACUUCUCAUGUUAUUAUGUGUAUAAGGUUUACGUGAUCUCAGGCUGUACUGACAAUUAUAAGCAGAAGACGUGUACGUGCAUGGAAGGUGUAGUAGAUGUGUUUACAGCUCGCCAAUAAUCCGAUCUGUAUUGACUGAACUUUUAACUUGUCAAAAGAGAAACUUCAGAUGUUGUUUAUAUAGAAGCCCAAGACUAAACACUUGGAUUCAAAACAUCUCUGGCGGUUCUGGUCUGCUUGAUUACGACUCUCAAUGGCUUUCUCAGUAGUCGAACGAGUCCAUAGCUUGUUGGUUUCGUGUUUCUUUAAGUAAAAAACGUGUGUAUUUUAUCCCCGAGCUCAGCAUGGAUCAUCAGACGCUUUUAAACACAGACAUCUGCUUUAACAAAGUCCUACAGAGUGUUGUAAUUAUGUGGCAGAGAUACAGUAAACCUUACCGUAUUGAAUGUAUUUAACUGGACUCGGAUGAAGUCAUGAGCCGUCGGCUGAUCCUCCUGUCUGGAUUCAUUUGUCUCUGUGUGACACGGUGUUGCCCCUCCAGACUGACACACUGCGACACUGGCAAGACAAAUCUAUUCACAGACCUACCAGGACCUGAAGAACUUGUGUGUCAAGAGCACUGGCCACAGUCCCAGACGAAUAUCCCUGAUACUGACACAAAACAUAUUAUAAAGGCUGCUGAUUCCAUCUGUAUGGACACACCCAUUACAUACAAUGACCGUAUACCCACCCAUGGUCCUUACAGGCCUGUUGAAGCUGAGAGUGGAGAGUACCUCUACUGCCCCCCUCAGCGCUGGCUUAACAACCUCAAAAAUGGAGCGCUGGUGUUUCUGUAUCACCCGUGUGUCUCAGCGGAAGCUCACAGGAGUCUGGCGGUGUUGGCUCACUCGUGUCUGCCUCGUUACAUCCUCACACCUCACCCGUGGCUCAGCCAACACAGACCUUUAGCUGUGGUCUCAUGGGGUCGCUCGCUAGAGAUGUCCCACAUCACACUACGGGUUUGUGAUUGGUUGCUUUUCAUUUCCUCCAAUAUUAGUCAAGCUAGUACAAACCAAAGGGCAAAGUACAAUCUAUUUUUGACAAAACCAGCACCUGUGCACAAACCAGUGAACACCAGUCAAGAGAUGUCCAAAGUGGAGAGAUUAAAGUCUCUUAAACGCUGCUGCAUGGAGGCUCUCAGUCUCACUGAGGUACAGAGGACCAGAAGGAGAACCAGGAAAAUCAGAAAUGUCCUCAAACAAUCACCAGAGGAAGUGGAACCGAAAUAUGACGUCAAACCAGACGAACUUAACAGCACAAAGAGUGCAAAACUGAAUCGUACAGACACACUACCACAAAAUAAUACAAAGGAAAUGGCCUCUUUCUCAAUGCUAACUGUUACACAAUCUCUCAGUUCAGCAAAGGACUCUGAGAAGUCUGGAGACAAAGACAAGAUAAUUGACGCAGAGAAGCUAUUUCCACAGAAGAAAGUGACAGAAAGACAUAAAUACCAAAUAGACAGAAAAACACAUAAGAAAACUAUAGUGGAAGGUGAGAGGCAUCGCGUCAAAACUGACACAAAGGCACAGAGGUCUGGAUCUGAAUGCGGGGAGCUUGGACAGUGUGGAGUCUCAGACUCAAUGUCUCCUAAUUUAGGAGGGCCGCUGAGGGGGGAGAGGAUACCCAUCCCACGUACCGAUGAGGCCGUGUGGGCAGCAGGUGCUCUGGGAUUCCUCUUAGUGCUUCUUACCCUGUCUGUGCUCCAUACGCGUCUCUAUCGCCACUGUCGAUCUUCCACCAGUCUCUACUGGCACGACCACCAGCAAGACUACGAGAACGUGGGUGACAUCAUCCGCCGAAGGCUUAGGAUGGUUGGCCGGAGGAAGAGGAGAAGCAGCCAGAGCAGGAGACAGGAAUGUGCAUUGCUGUACUCCAGCAAUGAGGAGAACUCUGACUAAAUGACAGAAUUGGUGAACACUAGUAAUCUUACACACUUUAUUUGGACUCUGCUGGAAUAUCUGUUCAAUCAUGUGGCACUCAUAGAGUAAAUAUGAACCUUUUUUGACUUGAGGCAUUUUACACAUUCAAGACAACACUUCUGAAAGACAAUUUCUCUCUUGUGUUUCAUUUAGUGACACAAUUAAGUGAUGAAGGUACCAUUGAGUAAAUUAUACCAUUUAGUAUAGAAAUACCUUUUACACAUUUUAUAUCUUGAGUAUGGUGUUGUCUGUUACUGUUGAUAACAUAUUGGUAAAUUAAAAUUGCGAGGAAACGGAUGUAGAGACAGAUCGUACAUCCGAGCAGUGUUGGGGAAAGUUACUUUUAAAAGUAAUGCAUUGCAAUAUUGCCUUAAAAAAUUAACUAAUACUAAAAGUAAUGCAUUCCAUUACUUUUGCAUUACUUUUUUCUCAUCUGGGUUGGGAUUUU